AUGCCCCGGGCCGGCCGCGCCGCUGGGGUGCGCCGCCUGCGCCCGCAGCCCCCAGGGGAGCCGCCGGCCCAGGAGGACCUCCUGCUGGCCGCUGCCUAUGUGUCGGACGCCCAGUAUAACAGAAAUGUUCCAUUUGAAACAGCACCUCAGGCCGUCAGACUUUACUAUUUUUAUAACCACUGGACAAUGCAAGCAGCCACAUACUUCUUUAUUUGUGUAGACCUUUCUCUUGCCCUGUUUGAAGAACCUGCAUUGUUUCCUCUACCUCUCUUGGCCACCUCGAUAGCAGAAGUGCUCUGCCUGACUGCAUUCUUUGGGAGACUGGUACAUUUUGCAAAAGUCACUCCUCAAAUGGUUUUCUGGAAGGAUACCAAAAACAUCUGCAUCAUGGUAACCAUAGUGCUGACCUUGGUUGACCUGAUUCUCUACGGGUCCCUGGAUGCUGUUAACAUCCGCAGCAUUAGGUGGUCACGGCCCUUGAGACCAGUCUUCCUAAUUAACUUCCCCGAAAGUCGUCAGAUCCGAAGGGCUUUCCGAAGCAUCCGGAACACUCUGCCUGACAUCCUCUACGUCUUCCUCUUGUUCACGUUCAGCAUGCUGGUCUUCUCCCUCAUGGCCUUGAAGCUAUUUGGAGAUAGGGGUCUGAAAACAGCAGAGGGAUCACCUUACCUCGAAAACAUUCUGGAAGUAGCGUUUGAGCUCUACGUGCUGGUCACUACAGCAAACAGCCCUGAUGUCAUGAUGCCUGCCUAUGACUUCAAUUGGUGGUAUUCUUUGUACUUUAUAACCUACGUCAUCAUCAAUACCUACAUCUUCAUGUCCGUCUUUCUGGCUGUUGUCUACAACAAUUACAGGAAGCACCUAAAGAAUGAGAUUCGCAAGCUGGCAUACCUCAAGCGUCACAAAAUGAUAGAGGCGUUCAACAUUCUGAAAGUCAAGGUGGGCCCGGAGUUCGUGGUUGAGGAGGCCCAGUGGAGACGGCUGGUGCGCACCGUGGCACCAGACAUGAGCAGCGGCCACCUGGAGCUCCUUUUAAGGAUCUCCGACGAGGGACAGACCGGCCAUGUGGAUAAAAUGAACUUUCUACGCUUGGCUGACCUCCUCAACAUCCAGGUAGUCACCAUUAACAUCAAGAGACACCCAUUGGAAGCCUGGGUGCCACGGGUAUACCAGUCAUCUGCAAGCCUCUUGGUCCAGAAGGUGGUUCGGCACAGGAUUUUUGUCUGGGUUUUUGAUGUCAUCAUUCUAAUAAAUGCCAUAUUCAUUGCUCUGGAUGAGAAAAACCCCUUCGUUUCCUAUGCGGAGUGGCUUUUCCUUUCUCUCUAUGUCAUCGAGAUCCUCCUGAAGCUGUACACAUACGAGCCCAGAGCCUAUUUCGGAAGGAAGCAGUUCUGGAACUGGUUUGACACGCUGAUCAUCAUCACAGCCCUGGUGGCCACUGUGGCCAACACCACCAUUCAGUCAGCAAGAAAAUAUAACAGCCAGCAGAUACUGGAUAUCGUCUUGAUACUGAGAAUACUCCGGCUGCUGAGGGUCAUCGUCACCGUGCAGAGAUUCCGGGUUAUAGUGACCACUUUAAUCAACAUUGGCCCCACGAUGCUGACGUUUGGUGGACUCGUCUUUGUGGUCUACUAUGCCUUUGCUAUCGUCGGAAUGGAAGCGUUCCACGGCAAAGUCCAGUUCUUUGACCCGAAUUUCACCACUCCUGAUGCCCUGGUUUGUGGGAACCCAGCCUUAAAGGGUUCAGCGUUUUCCCGAGGCAGGUACUGCAAGAACAACUUCAAUGACCUCGCUUCUUCGUUCGUGGUGCUGAUGGAGCUCACGGUGGUUAACCAGUGGCACGUCCUCGCAGAUGGCUUUGCCCUGGUGACUCACCAGGCAGCAAAGCUGUACUUCAUCCUGUUCCACAUUGUGGUCGUCAUCCUCAUUGUUAAUAUUUUCAUAGCAUUUAUCUUGGAGGCAUUCUUUGUGGCAUAUUCAUUAGAAAAAAGUGAAGUAGAAACUGCUAUUGAGAAGAAGAUUCAAGAGCUCGGAGUGGGAAUCCAAGAGGAGGAAGUGCAAGAUGGGAAGCCCACUGAUCACGUGGACACCAAGGACCAUGGAGACAACAAAAGGAAGGCCUUGGAAGGACUGUAUUGCAGAAUUGCAUCAAAAAAGUACAGGACUGUGGACGCCUUGCUGCAGUGGAUGUUCGAGUCUGAAAUUGCUCCAGAGGAUGAAGGCCCUUCCUUGGAUGAGAUUCUGAACUUCUCGCCCAGUGACAUGUAUCCCAAGAAUCCCAAUUUCGAGAAUAGUGCAUGA
Propithecus coquereli (Coquerel's sifaka) is the source of this 2301-nucleotide messenger RNA. Its product is annotated as two pore calcium channel protein 1-like. The transcript has 19 exons. Gene Ontology annotation, biological process: monoatomic ion transport; transmembrane transport. Gene Ontology annotation, cellular component: membrane. NCBI's taxonomy places the organism in Eukaryota, Metazoa, Chordata, Mammalia, Primates, Indriidae. The record is from RefSeq and is a predicted model, not a curated record. Bases 1 to 2301 code for a protein of 766 amino acids. Gene Ontology annotation, molecular function: monoatomic ion channel activity.